Messenger RNA from Dreissena polymorpha, 1828 nucleotides. RefSeq lists its product as uncharacterized. The transcript has 4 exons. Lineage: Eukaryota; Metazoa; Mollusca; Bivalvia; Myida; Dreissenidae. The record is from RefSeq and is a predicted model, not a curated record. Bases 287 to 1009 code for a protein of 240 amino acids.
GGUCGAAUACUUUUUGUUGUUAAACAUCAUAUUUAUGCUAUAAGGAUAUUAUAAUAUAUUUCUUUACAUUGUGUAAAGCUAUACUAGGUUAAAAUGCUCAACUCUGUAAGUUAAUGAUUUUAAAUUAAAUUGCAAAUAUAUAUGUUGACCUUAAAAUAUCAACACUUAAAUUAAGAUUUCCGUCAUAAAAAAAGCUAUUUCCGUGAACUGCUCAGGUCUGUGUAACCAAUUACAAUGGAUUAGUAAUUGUGUUUGACGUUUAUGGCCUGCGAAGUUUAUUCAGCUUAUGGUUUGUGAUCAAUUGUUGUGUAACUGCCUCGGCUUUACCAUGUUUAUAAUUUCGUGUUAUUCAAAAAUUAAUGCGAAAGUAAGAGCGGUUAUAAUCACUAUAGUACUGAUGUGUCUCUAUAUCGAAAGGCCUCUUAUGAAUAUGGCAGUGGAUAUGUUCAAACAGACAUCUGGCAAUGGCAAUUUUAGCAGAUACGGACAUUUCCUGAAAAUCACCAUUCGCCAUGAAUCUCAAAACAGAAGUUGCGAAGUGAAAAACAUUGAUGACUGUGCGUAUCGCGCAGGAAAUAGCACAGUUGCUACUGACACAACAUAUUGCUGUGAGGAUUACAUGGAUGACGAAAGCAUCACGUAUGUGAUGAUACGGGCAAUUCACGUCGUCUUACUGCUGUGUGGUGUUCUCCUCGUGUGUAUGUCAGCAGCAUUCCUCGGAAAACGGAAGAACAUUCAGUUCGAGGCAGUCGUGACACUCGGAUUGUGCAUCGAGUGUGUUAUGAUCGUUUGCUACAUCCUCUUUGCGACUGUGGUUGCCAAUUCAUUGGGGUUCUCAACUGCUGACCUGACAACCUUCUUCUAUUCAACGACCGUCAUAACUGCUUGUCUUCUUACACUAACGUUCUGUACGCUCGCUAUAUCAGUUGUGUCAGGGAGGAAACUUCCUUGGAGUAACGAUGAUAACGAUAAAAGCGUCAAACCAUUAAUGCAGGCAUGCAAAACAUAAAUGAGCGUUGUCCGUGAUGGGUUUGAUUUGCCGUGAAGAAAAAGAGCAUAAUUAAUGAAUGACAGAUAAUUGUUACCUUAGGACCAAUUAUUUGCUACUUAUUGCAUAUUUAUUGUACUAUAAUGCUGUGUAUACCUGAUAUUCAGCUGUUCAAUUCGAUAUCGCCUUUUUGUAUUAAAAUGUACAGUAGAAGAUUAACCGUUAUCUCACGUCAAUUAACCAAGUUUCCGUUCAACAGUAUAGUGACCUGAGCCUACAUUUACGAACUUAUGACAUGUUAAGGAAAUAAAUAAAACACUUAUUCUUCUAGUACAUAAUCGUGACUAUUGGCGGCAGUUAAUUUUGUAUUGAUAGGAUAUCCACAAAAGAUGAACUCAGCUUUAUAUUUAUAAACAUUGUAAUUUGCAUGCCAUAUGGCGAUGAUUUUGCGUGUCUACUAUUCGCUAUGAGUGGUAAUUAUAUCCGUGUGCGUUGGUGUUAUUUUAUCUUCCACGGUUUGAGUUCGAUUCAAGCUAAAAGCAUAUUGAAUUUAAGUUAUGAAUUUCAUGUGACAAAGCGUUCAUUGCUUAUGUAUGUAAAACAUCAAAGAUACUUUUUUUCAGAAAUACGAUCCAAAAUAAUACUGUUAAAUAAAUUUCAUAACCACAUCGAUAGAAAUUACGUGUCUUGCUGUCGAUCGGAUUUAUAUAUAUUUAUAUUCUCAAAGUUUGUUAUCUUGCUAUGUUGUUAUACCUAUUUACGUGACAGAACUCAAUGUGCAUAUUGAAGUAUGAAGACGAUGUACUCUUUUACAAGUCUGAAUAAAAAAGUAUUUCUGUU